CAGCGCCAGGCUUCAGCAUUGGAACGGGCACCAUGGAAAUGUGAUAUCAUCCACACGAAGCCACAGCAGUCGAACACAAUAGACUGCGGUUUGGACGUGCUACACUACCUGGAUAAAAUAAGGAGGUCUAUUGUGGAGCUUCGGCGGCCGAAGCAAGCACCGGCUAGUAUGAGUGGGUAG
Messenger RNA from Phytophthora sojae, 180 nucleotides. RefSeq lists its product as hypothetical. The record is from RefSeq and is a predicted model, not a curated record. The transcript has a single exon. Lineage: Eukaryota; Oomycota; Peronosporomycetes; Peronosporales; Peronosporaceae. The annotation marks the transcript as partial.